This is a messenger RNA of Erythranthe guttata (spotted monkey flower), 596 nucleotides long. RefSeq names its product allene oxide synthase 1, chloroplastic. Gene Ontology annotation, molecular function: oxidoreductase activity, acting on paired donors, with incorporation or reduction of molecular oxygen; heme binding; monooxygenase activity. NCBI's taxonomy places the organism in Eukaryota, Viridiplantae, Streptophyta, Magnoliopsida, Lamiales, Phrymaceae. The record is from RefSeq and is a predicted model, not a curated record. Gene Ontology annotation, cellular component: chloroplast envelope; chloroplast thylakoid membrane. Gene Ontology annotation, biological process: jasmonic acid biosynthetic process; sterol metabolic process.
AUGGCGGCGAUGGAGAAGAUGCCGCUGAUGAAGUCGGUGGUGUACGAGUCCCUCCGGAUCGAGCCGCCGGUGUCGUCGCAGUACGGCAAGGCAAAGCGGGACUUCGUGAUCGAAUCGCACGACGGCGCGUUUCAGAUCAAGGAAGGGGAUAUGCUGUACGGGUAUCAGCCGUUUGCCACGAAAGAUUCCAGAAUAUUCGACCGGGCCGAUGAGUUUGUUCCGGACCGGUUCGUCGGGGAAGAAGGGGAGGAGAUGAUGAAGCACGUGCUCUGGUCGAACGGGCCGGAGAGUGGGGCCCCCUCCGUGAACAACAAACAGUGCGCCGGGAAGGAUUUCGUUGUGCUGGCUUUGAGGCUGCUGCUGGUGGAGCUGUUCCGACGGUACGACUCGUUCGAUAUUGAGGUUGCGGCGUCGCCGCUCGGCGCCGCCGUUACCGUGACGUCGCUGAAACGGGCCAGUUUCUAGACCGGGCGGCCGAGCUAGGUUAAUUAACUCGGUUUGUUUAUUUAGUGGUAAUUUAGUUAUUUUAUUCGGCGGGAGUGAAGAAGUGUGAGAGAUUGACACGUGGAAAAUGGUGGGAACUGUUUUUUGUGGGG